AUGGCAGAGCCUGCCGCCCCUGCCCGCUGCCUCAGGGGCGCUGACCCGAGCGACGGCCCCCUGGACUGCCAUGGCCAUGGCUCGAAGGUCACCGGACGCUGCCACGACGAGUGUGAGGCCAGACAUUUGGACGACCUCGAGCGCACACGCUUCGAGGAGUCCUAUGGCUUUCGAUAUCCAGGGAAGCCCUCCGUGGUCAUCACCGCGAGCCGGGACAUGAGCAGCACGGCGAGCACUUGGGCCUUCAACGCGGUGCGCCUGCUGUUCCGCCAGGCCCGCGAAGCCUGCGACUCCUAUUGGAUGCGGCAGCUGAGUCGGGAGAAGCUGGAGAAGCGCCUGGAAACUGGCGCACAUGUGCUAGUCAAAACCCAUGAGUGGACCGGGGAGAUCACGCCCGCGAUGUUCGACCAGGCUGCGGAGCUGUUCACACACGUGGUGGUGAGUGUCAGGGAAGGCUUCGAGAAAGAUCCAGCCUGGAUGAAGGUGGCGACCCACGUGAUCCGCUUCGAAGAGCUGGUAUCUUGUGACAAGCAGAACCCAGACGAUCCUAGCAAGAUUGGGGCCCUCUCUGUCCUUCGUAAACUGUCAGAUCAUUUGGGCUUAGCUUUGACUGAUCAGGACCUGAGAGUUGUGGACUUCGAGCUGAUGACGUUACCCAUACCGAGCAGCGGCUGCAAUCAGACGACCAAGCACUGGCCCUUCCAUAAGCGCCGAGGACGCUUUGCGGCCACAGUGUCCUUGUAUUUCUGGAAGGCGGGGCGCAUCGCUGACGCGGUGCCAUGCUGCUUCUGCUAUUGCUUUUCGGGCUCGGCUUUGGAUGGCUUGCGGCGGCGGAGGUGCUUCGGCUGUGAGGUCGAGGCUUUGGGUGCCAUUCUGUUCUCCUUGGAGGAGGCACUGUUCUUGCAGUCAGAGCUGAAGCUGCUGUGUGUGCUGGAGGGUUCUGAGGCUCUCACGAACGACCGCUUCUUCCAGAAGUGCUGCAACCUGGUGUGCGCUUUUCCGCGCCGCUUUGCAGCCUACCGGCACUACAGACUAGCCGGUUGGGUGGUACGGCCGGAUGCCUUGAAGUUUGGCGCUGAUUUGCUGCUGUACCACGGGCGGCCAGACGAGGUGCACGCGCAAUACGCCGUGGUCCUUGCUGACGAAUCAUUCCAGUGGAAGGACGCGGUGAUGGCCAGCCGCCUCGCGCAGUUGGUGGCCAAAGAGCUCAUCCUGGCAGCCUGUGAGCCGAUGCCGACUCCCAGCGCGAGUCUGGCGGACUUGGGUUCUGGCUCUGUGCUGGAGCUGGUGGUGAGGCCGUGGCGACAGCACCUGGAGUGA
Molecule: messenger RNA, 1320 nt
Organism: Effrenium voratum
Lineage: Eukaryota; Dinophyceae; Suessiales; Symbiodiniaceae
Source: the annotation of a GenBank genome assembly